CGCGGCUCUCGACUCUAUAUAAUGCGACCCGUUUCGUCUACGAUGCGUGCCCACGCUAAAGUUUUUACUUUGCUCCGAGUGUGAUUCGAGCGUUAUUGCCUUCCCAAAACUAAAGUUACCGCAGACCCCAAUCUCAGUACUCGAAACCCAAGAGACAUGACGAAGUUGGUGGCCAAAGUGGAGGUACAUGACGAAAGACAAAAGAGGAAGGCCAUGCAAGUAGUUUCUAGUUUUGGAGGGAUUGGAUCUCUGUCUAUGGACCUAAAGGAGAACAAACUAACGGUAUCUGGCGAAUUCGACCCGGUCAAGGUGGUGAGCAAACUGAGGAAAUCUUGGCGCACAGAAAUCUUGAGCGUCGGGACGGGCAAAGAAGAUGAGGGCAAGAAAGACGACGAGGGCAAGAAGAACGAAGAUCUCGCUAAAGCCUUGCAAACGUACUAUUCUACGCCGAUCACAUAUUACUAUGUGCCCCACGAAGAACCCCCGAGUUGUGUCAUAUGUUAAAAUUGUUUGUGCUUCCAGACCCAGUCAGGACAUGGUUUGUGCGCUAGAGAGGAUUGACUAAGGAAGGUUGAUUAUGCCCUAUGAACACGAGCAUGUGGAGUACCUUUUUUAGAAUAUUAGCUUUUUAGUGUCUUUCCGUUUUUCGUGUGUACAUAGGGUAUCCACGUAGAGAGAUAAGUGUGUAGUUGAGGAACUCAAGGUAUGAAAGAGCCAUGCCUGAGAUUCCUUUAGCAGCUUGUUGUCAUAAUUUAGCCUCACAAUCCUGUGGAGGGUAUCCUGUUGAAUUAUAUAAGAUUCUCAAAAAGAGAGUAAGUUCAGAUACUGAAUUUGAUCCA
Eucalyptus grandis is the source of this 839-nucleotide messenger RNA. Its product is annotated as heavy metal-associated isoprenylated plant protein 39. Lineage: Eukaryota; Viridiplantae; Streptophyta; Magnoliopsida; Myrtales; Myrtaceae. The transcript is spliced from 3 exons. Gene Ontology annotation, molecular function: metal ion binding. The coding region runs from base 157 to 504 and encodes 115 amino acids. The record is from RefSeq and is a predicted model, not a curated record.